Brassica oleracea var. oleracea is the source of this 1552-nucleotide messenger RNA. RefSeq names its product AP2/ERF and B3 domain-containing transcription factor At1g51120-like. NCBI's taxonomy places the organism in Eukaryota, Viridiplantae, Streptophyta, Magnoliopsida, Brassicales, Brassicaceae. The record is from RefSeq and is a predicted model, not a curated record. The transcript is spliced from 2 exons. Gene Ontology annotation, molecular function: DNA-binding transcription factor activity; DNA binding. The coding region runs from base 80 to 1552 and encodes 490 amino acids. Gene Ontology annotation, biological process: regulation of DNA-templated transcription.
AUAAACGACACGAUUGGUCAAUUGAAGGAAGGCCUUAUCUUUUCUCCAGUCCUCUCCCUCGUUUAAGCGCUAAAACUCAAUGGCUUCCACACUUCUUGUUCCUCAACUUCUCUCAUCUCCCACGAGUCUCAACGUCGCAGCUCCAAGAACCUAUUAUACCUUCAACGCACACAACACUCGUCGAACAGUAAAAUGCUCUUCAAACGCAGAACCAAAAGAUCAGCAGUUCCUCGACCUCACACCUUCACCCGACUCAAUCAACACCACAAGCGCCGAGAAGUUCCCCAUCGAGAAACGUCGAAGAUCCGAGAUCAUACGCGACAGGAAACAAAGAGGCAUCGAGAAGCCAGAGCCACCGAACUUCGAGAUCGGCUGGAAGAGAACGAAAGAGAUAAACUUGGAGAAACCAAAAGGGUACGUGAUAAUGGACUUCUUGGAGAAGUUCGAAGGGUUGAUGGCGAGAGAGUUCGGUUCCAAGGAGCUUUUGGCUAAAGCUGGGGAGAUAGUCGCGGAGAGGGCGAGGGAAGAAGCUGAGGUUUUGAGAGACGAAGGUGAAGUUGAGGAGAGGAUGGUUACUGAGCUUUUCAGGGUUUUGAAGUUGAUGGAGAUGGAUUUGGCUAUGGUUAAAGCUUCUGUUAAAGAAGAGACUCUCAGUGAGAGGACAAAAUACAAAGGUGUGGUUCAACAACCGAACGGUCACUGGGGCGCUCAGAUAUACGCUGAGCAUCGAAGGAUCUGGCUUGGAACGUUCAAGUCCGCCGCUGAAGCCGCUGCAUCUUACGAUAGCGCAUCUAUCAAACUCCGAGGUAUUGAUGCUAACUCGUACCGGAACUUCCCUUGGUGUGAAAUCACGACCCAUGAACCGGCGUUUCAAGCCAACUACACAACAGAAGCUGUGUUGAACAUGAUCAAAGACUGUUCUUACCAACACAAGUUCAUGGAGUAUCUCAGAAGAAGAUCUCAGAUGGUGGACUUCGCCAACAUCAACAUCGUGGCGGCGGCAUCAAAACAGAGCCGAGCAGGGAGAGGAGUGCAAGACCCAUUCUCUUGCACGCCGCUUUUUAGCAAGGAACUUACACCGAGCGAUGUUGGGAAACUCAACAGGCUUGUGAUACCAAAGAAGCAUGCGGUGAAGCAUUUGCCAUUCAUAAGCGACGUUCAGAAAGAGAGGGAAGAAGGCGAAAUAGGAGGAGCUCUGGACGACGUUGAGGUUGUGUUUUAUGACAGGGCGAUGAGACAAUGGAAGUUUAGGUAUUGUUACUGGAGAAGUAGCCAGAGCUUUGUCUUCACCAGAGGAUGGAAUGGUUUCGUCAGGGAGAAGAGACUCAAGGAGAAAGAUGUGAUCGUCUUUUACCAUUGUGAUGUCCCGACCAAUGUUAAGACAUUACAAGGUCAAAGCAACAGCUUCUUAAUGAUUGAUGUUGACUACUUUACGGAGACGGGUUCCGCGCCUCCCAAGGAAGUAGACAAGAUGGUUCACAACACUUCCGAGGAAGAAAUGAAAACAGAAACCAAAGGAGGGUUUAUGCUGUUUGGUGUUAGGAUUCAAUAG